Molecule: messenger RNA, 1571 nt
Organism: Porites evermanni
Lineage: Eukaryota; Metazoa; Cnidaria; Anthozoa; Scleractinia; Poritidae
Source: the annotation of a GenBank genome assembly
AUGGAUAUACCCAUACCUAAACACUUGCUUCUUAAAAUCCACAGAAUGACAUUGAAUCAAACCAUGCUGUGGAUCCUCAUCCUUACUGCAUGUGGUGUGACUCCACUCAUCCGAGUAAAUGGUGAUGAGUUUGUAUGCCACAACGUAGAAUAUGCUGGUCCUAUAAAAGAGGUAAUACAGAUAAAACCAACUAAACUGGCAGAAAAGACCUCCAAUGCUGCCAAGCACGUAAAGGGGCUUGCAAUAGCCGUGGCUAGUGGUGUUAUAGCAAAAAUUCCAGUUGCAGGGAGCAUACUGGGCGCGGUCUUCAAAGAACUGGCUGGGGCUUUCGGCAAUAAGGGCUUACAAGCAGAAGACGUUUACAACAGUUUGAAGAAAGAAAUCGACCAGCUCAAAUCGUACGUGGACCAAGAAAUCGAUGAAGUGAAAUUAGACUACAUCAAGAACGCUUUUGGGACAAGCCGUGGUGGAAUUCUGAGCUAUGCAAUGCACUGCCAGAAAACGUACCAAGGUGAUGCAGAUGAUAUUGCCCCUUGUUUGGAGAAUGUAAACGCUAUGUUGACCCAACAGUACCACUUCUUCAUGCCAUCAGACAGCCGAGUCAGUUCCUACGAGUUUUCUCUCCCUCUGUUCCGUAUGUAUGGAGAACUCUUUGUAGACACGCUCAUGGAACAGAUCGCUGUUGCAAGGAAGAGAGGAAAGGAAACUCAAGCGGCAGCAAUGGCUGAUACCCUGAUCACAAAAGUCAAGCAACUCGAAGAGCAUUACACAACUUCUUUGGUCAAAAUCGCUAAACUUCACGCGGAACCUCACGUAUCGACAGACAGCGGAAAAGCCGACUGUGCGCUUAUCCCUUACUAUAACGUCCCAAUGUGUAUCUGCACUUUAGCCAUUGGACCCAACAAAAUCAGUUCAUCAGACAUUAAAGAUCCCGCGAAAAGCUUCAAAAAUUUCUGUGUUGGAGUUUACUAUGGCACGAACAGCGACGUCUGUAAAAUUGCCAAGAAAGAGUAUUUCGAGGGAUACGCCCAGGACCAUGUGCAGGCCAUAAAAACCUACUGGAAGAAACAAGUUGGAGACACGGUAGAAAGUUGGACCAAGACUGCUGAAGCCGUUGAAGGAUUGAGGGAGAAGGUUAAGGGGUGAGUAGGGUAUAAUAAUUCUUCUUUUGCAGUUUUCUGUUUUUGUUUUGUUCUUCCUUUUUUCUUUUUGUUCUCGUUCCUCUUGUUCACCAACUUCAAGGAACCAAUCGACAGGUAAUCUGACUAUAGUUUAAAAACAACUGUUAUUCAUGAGGUAAUUAUCCGUGGCUUUCCUGUUCCUACGUACGCAUCCAUGAUUGCUAAAAGAAGGUGCUUAAUCACUGUUCAACAAAGUCUUAUAAUACAUCUUUAAGAAUAAUUUUCAGAGCUCUCAGCAAGAAUAAACUGAUAAAGCUGCUGAAAAUAGUGAUGACGUUAACUAUUUCUUACUUUUUCUCUUUUUAAUCAUGUUUCAGGUCCCUUUCCUUUGAAGAAAAGAUCCAGUUUGAGCGAGAUGUUGCAGCCUACAAAAAACGUAUCAUGCAGUAG